Molecule: messenger RNA, 4330 nt
Organism: Penaeus indicus
Lineage: Eukaryota; Metazoa; Arthropoda; Malacostraca; Decapoda; Penaeidae
Exons: 9
Coding region: 1-2841 (946 amino acids)
Biological process (GO): regulation of transcription by RNA polymerase II
Cellular component (GO): nucleus
Molecular function (GO): transcription cis-regulatory region binding
Source: RefSeq, a predicted model, not a curated record
AUGUUAACUUCCAAAUACACUUCGGGACAAAAAAAGAACGAUAAGGAAGAUGUUGUUCACGAGGUGGUGUCCCUGUCGGAGAAGGUGGUGUUGCGGGCGGAGGACGUGAUCGGCUGGAUGCGGGCGGCGGGCGGCGUCAAGUGGGACAGAGGCCUCCUGGGCGUCUACUGCCCGCCCACCCAGGACACCAACGCGCCCACGGACGCCCAUUACACACCGCCAAUCUCAGGAGCGCUGGACAUCAAGGAGAUCAUGAGAGAGAAAAAGUUAAUAGGUGAUGUGGUAGAACCAAACAGCUUACACAUAAUCAUCCUCGCCUUCGACAAGUACUGCCGCAUGCGAGCGCUGCUCAAGCGCUUGGAGGGUGUCGAGGAGGAGUUCAUGCGCAGUCGAAUCAUCGUGGCACUGGGCGGCUUCGUGGUGCCCUCCAGACGCACGAGAAUGCUCUUCUGCAGAGACGUCUUCGAUUACCCAGAAUUAGAAGGCCACGACCUAUUAUGUAAUCAUCUCUUCGAUGCAAGUAAUGAGUCACUUCUCCCCUUCUCCGCAGCGCCCAAACUGCAAGGCCGGCCGAGAAAGAAGCGGAAGAAGCCCACGGACUCGGAGUCGGAAUCCUCGGAGACGUCGGAGGACAUCCGGCCGCGCCUGAAGGGGAAGCCGGGACUCACGGCCAAGCCCAACGGACUCCGCGUCCUCGACCGCAAGAGCACCUCGCGCUCGCACUUGUCGCAGGUCAAGAGCGACUUCUCGACGCCCGCCUUGAAUCGUCUAAUAGAGGUCGACUUCAUGUCCAAACUCCACAAGUUCAUGAAGGACCGCAACACGCCAAUCACCAGACUACCACACAUAGGUUACAGACAAUUGAAUGUAUUCGAGUUAUUCACAAGAGUGCAGCAACUAGGUGGGUUUGAUGCUGUGACCGAGAAGAAAUUGUGGAAGCUCCUGUACGAUGAAAUGAGCGGCUCGACUACCUCCUCCUCCUCCUCAGCCAAUCCACCACAAAAUGCACAGUCAUUCUCCAGUAUCAUGAAGCGUCAUUAUGAAAGACUACUGCUGCCAUAUGAGAAAUUCUUAUUACAAGAGCAGAAGAAGCUGUUGGGCAUCGGAGCCACCAAGAGCAGCAAGGUAAAAUCAGAGCCAGGAGAGCCCUCUGUUUCCAUCCUCCAGCAGCAUGUGCCAAGUGACAACAAGCCCUCUCUCAAGUUGGGGGGAACCUGUCCCAAGCUGCUACCUCCCCACGUACCUCCUGGCCACCAUGGUGGGGCGCAGGAGGCACAUGGGUUGCCCAGUGGGCCUCUCACAGGGUCUUUAGGUGCUGCGCCAACUGUGGGUACACCACCCCAAGCCAGCCCUGCGCCACCGGCCUCUGUCAGUCCUCCAACAACACCAACGGAGCUGACGGUGCCCAAGGUGAACACGAAGAAGGAGGGCAGCAUCCCCGCCGACCUGGCCAAGCGACCAGAAAUCACCAUCACUCCCAUCCCGCGAUCUCACACGGGGCUUGGGCCGGCGCAGAUGCCAGGCCCCUUGCCGCCCGGCCUGUCUCCGAUGCCCCCGGGGCUCAAGGGCCUCCAGCUGGCUGAUCUCAUUACCCUGGAGGGACUCAAGACCACCUUCGGCAUGACCGCGCUGCAAGACCUGGCCAAGAUCGCAGAGAGAUAUGAGAAGCCUCUGCAGGAGCCGGCACCGAAGAAGCUGAAGACGGAAGACGGUGCGAGGGUGAACGGUGCUAGUUCGAGAGAUCGGGGUAAUGGACGGCCAUCUGUGAUCCAGGAAACUCCAGUCAGUAAGGCGCCUCUGCCUGCAGUGCCUGGGCUUGUCUCUGCGGACAUGUUAAGACAGAUGAAUCUCCUCGAUUCCAAGCUACUCCUUCCAGCACACCAGAGCAACAAGACAACGAUCAGUGCGCUGGCACAGCUCCUCCCCCAGACCAGCAUCUUCCCGGCACCCGCCCCGGUCGCGCACCAGCACCAGCAUCACUUGCCGAAGUCGCCGAGGGACCCAAUCAGACUGGAGCCUCCCAGGGUGUUUCAGUCUCAGUCUGUGUAUUCCCAGUCCAAACACAUGUAUGGAAAACCAACUGCUGAUGUCAGUAAGGAUGUGAAUAAAGACACCAAUAAGAGUUCUAGUCCAGAAAUUGAAAUUCUGGAUCUUAGUCGUGCAUCAGGAAAUAAGAAUGGAAAAUCUACAAAGACAGAACGGCCAGAAAUAGAACUAUUAGACCUGUCAACGAGGCGUGACAUAACCGUUUCGGCAGUUUCUAAGCCAGGUACUAGUAAGAACUGCAAUGCCAGUAGGAUUCCUCCCCCUCAUGUAAGCAUUAAAUCAUCAGAUCAUCCAGGUAAACAGUCACCCAUGAAACACCUACCACCAACAAGCAGUGCGCCAUCCGUUGCAGCACUUGCAGCAGCAACAGCUCAGGGCUUGCCUCCAGGACUAGCAGGUCUUCAGCUCAAUCCUGCUGCACUACUCCCGUACCUACCCAUGCUUUCUCAAGGGGUCAAACCAGGCUCAGGAGCUGGAGGCUCGCCCAUAUCCAUGUUUCCCUACGUGGAUCCUGGAGCUCUUGCUGCAUAUUAUAGUAUGCUGCCCCCUGGUUUAAUUCCCACCACCAGUAGUGGCGGUGGGGGCAGCGGGGGCUCUGCAGCAGCUCAGCAUAUAGCAGCAACUCAGUUACACCUCAGCUCAUUAGGGCUUUCUGGAUUGUCGGGUCUUUCGCCCGACGCUCUGGCAAGCUUGGGCAUGUACAAGAACUUCCUACCCCAAGGAAACCUUCCUGCCCCACACUUCCUCUCGGGUCUAAUGUCUCCACACAACCACAAUCCACCCACCAGCAAGUAAAAUAAAACAAAAAUUACAAGGAAAUCACUAGCACAGCCAAAAUUAUCAUCCUCAUUAAGUAUCACAAGCACAUUUAAACAUCUUUAGUUUGUCAGAACCACAGUUCUCAUUAUCCUCAAACCAACAGGUCUCUUUUAAUCAUAAUCACCUUUAUCCAUCCAUAUGAAGCUCUCCCCUUUUCUUGUGCCUCCCCUCUGCUAGCAAGUAUUGGAUCUCACGUCUUCCUUGUUUUUGUCCCUCCAUCGUCAUCGUCAUACUCAGACAACCACACCCACAUCGCGUGCAGUCAUUUUCAUCCCAUAGAGGUCGCGCCAUUGCACACAUCACCACCACUACCACAGUCCCGAGACUCCCAAUAAUUGUGUUGCCCCUAGUGAGCCCAACAGCUGUUUCAUAAUCUGAGCUAGAGGUAUUAAGCCGGUUUUUCAUGCUAUGCUGUUGUGAAUAUAUUUUUGGUGUCCGUAUUUUGGGAAGAGAAUGCGUGAGAGAGAGAGAGAGAAAGAUGUAAUAUUUUGAUGGUAAAUGAAAUGUGUCCUUUUUGAAUGGAUGUGGGUUUUUGUUCAUAUUACAAAUUGAAUUUUAGUUAUUUAAAUCAGAGUAUUGCUUUAUCAAGUACUGAUCAAAAAGAAUAUCUUUUUACGUUAAAAUUAAAAUUAUGAAUGCAAGCAGUUACACUCAAAGAAUUACAAACUAUUUAUUUAAAAAAAGAAAAAAGGACGGCGUAGCAUGAAAAGACGGCUUGAUGUGAAUGAUGAAUGCCAACGGGAGUAGGGGCUCAUAUGGUACCUGGUUUAGCGUAAGAUUUUCUUGGGUUCAGUAAGUGCCUAGUUUUGGUUCUCCUUCCGUUUUCUAAUUAUAACAGCAAAGUAUUUGUGUGAUGUAAAUAAGUACAGUGAUUCUUUUCUCCAAUUCUUUUUUUAAUUUUUUAUGAUAAAUAAAACAAUAGGUUAGUUAUUUUUUUGUAAUAAACUUUCGUAGUCAUAGCCAGAAAGACAAUUGCCUAGCCGUGGUUUAUGAAAAAAAAAGAGUAAUGGUAACUGGCUGUUGGUGUCAGUUCCCGCAUAAAAUCAUGAGUCCUUAUGAAAGUACGAGUUCGUUCGUGACUACCUCCAGUGUCAAGAUGUUCAUUCAGAAGCUCAUUCGUGAGGUGAAGCAAAUGAUGAUGGAGCACUGAAAGCUACAGUGAUCAUGAAUGAUGUGUCAAAGCCCCCCCACUGUACUUACACAGCAAUAAAGGGAAAAAAAGAGAGACAAAAUGAGAGAAAAUUCUAUAGUGCUGUGACUUUCGAGAGACUGGACGGAGCUCCUGUCCCCAAAGAAACACCUGGACGUAUUGCAAUGCAGCAUUUUUGAUCAUUCUGUGUUCGCUGUUCUAUUUUCACUUAUUUACCUCAAGUAGUGUGUCAUUUGUUUCUCCAUGAGAAUCUUUUUAAGUAAUUUUAACUUGUAGAUAUGUGUAUGUUGAAUAAAGGUCCUUCCAUAGGUGUUA